GGAACCUGCCUCAGAUCAGCUGACCUGGUCACGUGACCACACGGUUUGCUUUGCGUCUCCGCACAAAAUGGAGUUGUCAGACUCGGUCGUAAAGGGGCUUCAAUCCCUAUCCGAUCCAGCUUCCUUGGACUUAAAAUCCUUCACCAUCUUCACCGAAGCGGCCUUCCACAGUCUGCUGUCGUUUCCGACCGAAAGCGUGUUCGAUUACCCAGAACUAAAAAACAAUGAUCAGGCUCUCCUGAAACAAUGUCAUGCUGCAGCAACAACCUUUAUACUGGAAGCAGUAAAACAGAAUGCAGACAGGUCAACUGUAUGCUCGUGCCUUGAAGACCUCAGAUAUGAUGGCGAGAGAGUGGAGGCGUUUUAUGCGCUCUAUCAGGUGAUCACAUCCUCCAAAGGGUGUUGUCUUCUGAGCAAUUUGUAAACAAACAUGUUCGUGACAUUACUUUUUAUUUUACAUUUAGAAAACAAAGCUAAUUUGGAAAAGCUGUUGUCAAGCAUUGAUAGAUGUCCUCCUCACAUAACAGAUGUUUCUUGGCGCUUAGAUUACUGUAUAAAGAACAGCCAUGUGCAUAAGGUCAAUCAGCCAUCCUAUCUGAUUUCUUUCAACACUGAGAAUGGCGGGAAUAACGGAGCCUCUUCGAAACUAAAUUUUAGCUGCACAUUGGAACAACUUCAGGAUUUAGUGGGAAAGAUGAAGGAUGCAGCGAAGAGUGUGGAGAGAGCCACCCAGCUCUACGAGAACGCAUCGACCCGUAGCUCUAAUUCCCAGGCCGCCCUUAAGCAAAGGAGUCACGUGACCGCGCGGGGCGGUCGAACCGCAAGCCAUUUUGGGGGACGGUGUCAGUUUCCACCGAGCCAUCAGAGCAGCGUUCCUUCCAUGACGAUGCAUCGCACAACAAGGAUCAAGAUCACAGAGCUAAAUCCACAUUUGAUGUGUGUAUUAUGUGGUGGAUAUUUCAUCGACGCAACCACAAUCAUAGAAUGCUUGCAUUCAUUUUGUAAAAUGUGCAUUGUGCGCUACCUGGAGAACAGUAAAUACUGUCCCAUAUGUGAUGUCCAGGUUCACAAAACAAAGCCUCUUCUCAAUAUUAGGUCUGACAAAACUCUGCAGGACAUUGUGUAUAAGUUGGUCCCAGGUCUUUUCAAAAAUGAAAUGAAGCGAAGAAGAGAUUUCUAUGCUGAACACCCUUCAGUGGAUGCUGCAAAUGGAUCUAAUGAGGAUCGUGGUGAAGUUGCUGAUGAGGAUAAGAGAAUCAUCACAGAUGAUGAGAUUAUCAGUCUGUCAAUCGAGUUCUUUGACACCAAGGCUAAACAGCAAGGUAGUGAGGGAGAGAAACAGACUAAGGAUGAGGUAAACAACAAGAGGUACUUGCAGUGUCCUGCUGCCAUGACUGUAAUGCAUUUGAGGAAAUUUCUGAGAAGUAAGAUGGACAUACCAUGCACCUUUCAGAUUGAAGUCAUGUAUGAGGAUGAACCCCUAAAGGACUACUACACAUUAAUGGACAUUGCUUACAUUUACACAUGGAGAAGGAAUGGGCCGCUACCCUUGAAAUAUCGAGUACGUCCUAACUGCAAAAAAAUGAAGAUUACUCACACGCAGGAUGGCUUAAGCAGUGCCAACCGCUCAGAAAGUGACUCUGCAAGUGACCAGGCCAACAGCCCAGCUGGAGCUCCGUCUACAUCCUCACCACUACCAAGUCCAAGCACACCUGUUCAGUCCACUCAUCCUCAUUUUCCUCAUAUUUCCAACCCAGUCAAUGGCUCCUCAAUGGGAAGCCCCAAUCGGCAAUUUACGUUCAACAAAAUGCGAAAACCUUCUUUAAAUGGAUCUUCUACUUCUUCAGGGUGAUGGGGCUAGACCUGCCUAAGCCAACUCCAGAUUACCCAGCUAUUUUUCAUGCCAAUGUCAUGUCGUUGUAGCCAUUUUAUUGUCAUUAUUCCUAUUACACGUGUAACUUUUAACAUAGUAGAAGUGGCACGUUUCAUCCAAUUGCUGGAGUAAACUUGGAAACGAUAGCCUCAUUGUGGCUCUGAGCUAUGGGAUUUGGAAAACAUCUGAAACAGUUUGCAUAAUAGACUGAACCUACUUUUCUAUAAUGCAUAUUUUUUUUUUAUUUUAUUUUUAUUUUUGAAUAAAACAAAUCAAGAGGUGUUGCUAGUAUUUUAAGCUUGUACUUUCUUUUAAACACAUGAUAAAGGCUUUAGUUUGCCUUCCUUGGCUAGUUAGGCCUACUAAACAUUCCUGUUAUAUUCAAGUGGCAUUUGAGGUUGUAUCAAAGAAAAUAUAUAUUCAAUUCAGUUAAAAUGGAUUAGAGAAAUUUAAGUUGUAGUUGUUGUGCAUAUAUCAUUUUUACAGCAAUGUAAAUUCCGGAGCACCAUGGGACUACCCAUUCCCCUGCCCCACACCCAAACCUUCAAGGUUGUAACCUAGGCCGUGUAGAUAGCCUCACUUCAGUGUUCAUUUGUCUUAUUGUUUUGAUUGUAUGAAUAAUUAUUGUAUUGUGACUGUUGCACAGUAUAAAAAAAAUAAACAUUUUACACUUUUGCUGCCUUUA
Molecule: messenger RNA, 2558 nt
Organism: Tachysurus vachellii
Lineage: Eukaryota; Metazoa; Chordata; Actinopteri; Siluriformes; Bagridae
Product: polycomb complex protein BMI-1-A-like
Biological process (GO): negative regulation of transcription by RNA polymerase II
Cellular component (GO): PRC1 complex
Molecular function (GO): promoter-specific chromatin binding
Source: RefSeq, a predicted model, not a curated record